Nerophis ophidion (straightnose pipefish) is the source of this 3752-nucleotide messenger RNA. RefSeq names its product zinc finger protein 180-like. Lineage: Eukaryota; Metazoa; Chordata; Actinopteri; Syngnathiformes; Syngnathidae. The record is from RefSeq and is a predicted model, not a curated record. Gene Ontology annotation, biological process: regulation of transcription by RNA polymerase II. Gene Ontology annotation, cellular component: nucleus. Bases 1 to 1542 code for a protein of 513 amino acids. The transcript is spliced from 5 exons. Gene Ontology annotation, molecular function: DNA-binding transcription factor activity, RNA polymerase II-specific; RNA polymerase II cis-regulatory region sequence-specific DNA binding.
AUGACGAAGGACUCGGAGGACAGCAUUCCAGGUGCCUUUAAGGUGGUGCCAAGAGUUCUUGUCCAGCACGACUAUGCCAACUGGACGCCAUCUCAGAACUGUCCGUGUCACAUACAUUGGUGGCUGGGUGAUGAAGUCCACGAAACAUCUCGCGAGAGCAGAGCAGCGGCGUCUCGUGACGUCAAGUGUGCCAACUGUCGUAAAAGCACAUGGAAGAAGGACAAAGAAGUGAAGGCGGACGCUAAUAAAACGGGAGCAAAGUGUGAGGAGGAACUUUCCAAAAGAAAAGAGGAGGACAAUCAACUACUGGACGCUGUUUUCAAGAAACAUCAAGUUGUGUUACACAUAAAAGACGUCCAGCAGGUGUCAGCAGAGAGUCAUGAAGAGAUUCCCUCCAAACAGCAGGAGUGGAGCUCCAGUGUGGGACAGAAGGAGCUACAGGCCCCCUCCCACAUUAAAGAGGAAGAGGAGGAACUGUGGGAGCAGCUUCAAAGGUUGGUGAAGGAUAAUGAUGAAUAUGAAGCUCAGUCCUUACAGCUUCAUCACAGUCAAAGUGAGGAGAACAGAGGGGCGGAGCUUGUAAGUCAACACAUCACAGAAGCUGAUGGAGAGCAUUGUGAAGAUAUAAAGUCGGAACCAGACAGCAUCUUUGCUCCACUGUCAGACAUGGACCACAUGAUGUCACACUCUUCUGAUCACAGUGACCACAUCCAAGAACCUUUGGAGAGUAAAAAUGACUCUAAAGGUGAUACGAGACAUCACACUAACAACAAACACUUGGACUGCUCUGAAUGUGGGAAAUCAUUUAGACUGAAGACUGAUUUUACAAGACACACGAGAAUACAUACUGGAGAGAAACCUUUUACUUGCUCUGUUUGUAAAAAAAGUUUCUCCACAAAGCAACACAUGACCACACACAUGAGAACACACACUGGAGAGAAACUUUUUACUUGCUCUGUUUGUAAGAAGAGUUUCUCCAUUAAGCCUGCCAUGACCAGACACAUGAGAACGCACACUGGAGAGAAACCGUUUACUUGCUCUGUUUGUAAGAAGAGUUUCUUCAGAAAGUAUAACAUGUCCUCACACAUGAGAACACAUACUGGAGAGAAACUUUUGUCUUGCUCUGUCUGUAAGAAGAGUUUCUCCACAACGCAACAUAUGAUCACACACAUGAGAACACAUACUGGAGAGAAACCUUUUACUUGCUCUGUUUGUAAGAAGUGUUUCUCCAGAAAGCAAUACAUGACACCACACAUGAGAACACACACUGGAGAGAAACCUUUUACUUGCUCUGUUUGUAAGAAGAGUUUCUCCACAAAGUCUAACAUGUCCUCACACAUGAGAACACAUACUGGAGGGAAACCUUUUACUUGCUCUGUUUGUAAGAAGCAUUUCUCCACAAAUCUUGUCAUGACCAGACACAUGAGAACACACACUGGAGAGAAACCAUUUAGUUGCACUGUGUGUGAUAAGAUGUUCUGGCAUAAGUAUCAGGUCAGUAAACACAAGUGUGUAACAGUCAUGGAAGCUGCAGGGAUUUAAAAACACUUAGUGAUUGUGCUAAAUGUACUUUAAAAACACAGCAUGUUUAAUAUGAAUGUAUAUUUGAUGUUGUAUGUAGUGCCUCUCAUCUUCUACUGUUAAAUUUAAAGGCCUACUGAAAGCCACUACUACCGACCACGCAGUCUGAUAGUUUAUAUAUCAAUGAUGAAAUAUUAACAUUGCAACACAUGCCAAUACGACCUUUUUAGUUUACUAAAUUGCAAUUUUAAAGGAGAACAUUAUCACCAGACAUAUGUAAGAGUCAAUAUAUACCUUGAUAUUGCAGAAAAAAGCCCAUAUGUUUUUUUAACGGAUUUCCGAACUCUAAAAUGGUGAAUUUGGCGAUUUAAACGCCUUUCAAUUGUUCGCUGUCGGAGCAAUGACCUUUCACCUGUGACGUUACAACGGGAAGCAAUCCACUAUUUUCUCAAACACAUUACACACACAAGUCAAAUCAGCUCUGUUAUUUUUUUUUUUUUUUACUACUGUUUUCCGUCCCUUGGAGACAUCAUGCCUCGUCGGUGUGUUGUUGGAGGGUGUAACAACAUGAUCAGGGACGGAUUCAAGUUGACUUACGUGGCGUGUGCAUCGAUUAGCAUGGCAUGCUAAUCGAUGCUAACAUGCUAUUUAGGCUAGCUGUAUGUACAUAUUGCAUCGUUAUGCCUCAUUUGUAACUAUAUUUGCAUCCAGCCUUUCCCUCCACCCACAUUGAAUGUCAAACAAACACAUACCAAUCGACGGAUUCAAGUACACCAAAGGUCAAAAGAUGCGAAAGUCCCUUGUUUGUUCUGCACAUUUUACCGACGACAGCUAUGCUACGACAGAUGGCACAGAGAUGUGUGGAUAUCCUGCGACACUCAAAGUAGAUGCAUUUCCAACGAUAAAGUCUACGAAAUCCCAAAGGUGAGUUUUGUUGAUGUUAUUGACUUAUGUGCUAAUCAGACAUAUUUGGUCACGGCAUGACUGCCAGCUAAUUGAUGCUAACAUGCUAUUUAGGCUAGCUGUAUGUACAUUUGUAGCUAUAUUUGCCUGCAGCCUUUCCCUCCACCCACAUUUAAUGCCAAACAAACACUUACCAAUCGACGGAUUUAAGUUGCUCCAGUGGUCAAAAGAUGCAAUCGUCGGUUAGAAGGUGAUCGCCGAAUAGCUUCAAUAGCUAUUCACUCAAAAGCUUCAGUUUCUUCUUCAAUUUCGUUUUCGCUAUCUGCCUCCACACUCCAACCAUCCGUUUCAAUACAUGUGUAAUCUGUUAAAUCACCUAAAUCGCUGAAAUCCACGUCUGAAUCCGAGCUAAUGUUGCUAUAUCUUGCUGUUCUAUCCACCAUGUUUGGUUGUAUUGGCAUCACUAUGUGACAUCACAGGAAAAUGGACGGUGGAUUUACAGAUAGCGAAAAUCAGGCACUUUUAAGCCUUUUUUCGGGACAUUCCAUGAUUGGAAAAAUUUGGAAAAAAACUUAGAAAAAUAAAAUAAGCCACUGGGAACUGAUUUUUGUUGGUUUUAACUCUUCUGAAAUUGUGAUAAUGUUACCCUUUUAUAUGAAUGUAUAUUUGAUGAUGUAUGUAGUGCUUCUCAUCUUCUACUGUUAUAUGUUGUCCUGGAGUUUUUAAGUUGUGUGCAUGUAUUGAAUAUCAUGUAUGUAGCUACUAAUUUAUUUGAUUUUCUCAUUGUCAUCUUUAUUUCACAAAAUGUGGACUCUAGUAGAUGAGCAGCAUUGUUACAUCAUGGAUGUUAACUACAGCAAAACAUCAACAAAGAAGAAAAAGGCUGAAGUUAGCAACACAUCACUGAACUUUAGAGUCACCGUGAGUGGAGUUGCUUGUUUUUAUUGCUGCAUUUGUACUUAUUUCACCUCACAUCUUCACUUUCAACCCUAAAGUCUUUUUCAAAUAUAUUGUUGUAUGCUUCUAAGAUUGAUGUUUAUUAUGUGUGUGUAGUCUGUGGAAAGGGUUGUUGUCCCUUGUGGAUCAAUUUGUUCACCUGAACAGAUACAACAACAUCAUCAUCAUCAUCAUUAUCAAAAUACAGAUUUAAGCACUGUAUUAGAGUGCCUCUUGUAGUACUCCAACUCGCCACACUGAGAAGUGGGGGCAAUCCUGAGCUAGCAGAUGCAUGUUGCUCUCAUGUUUUAUCAGCGAGGAAGACAGCAUUUGUGUUUACUUUUUUGUCAGAUCCAAGUGGUAUUGCUCCGCUGAAUAAAUGAAUCACUAUG